Messenger RNA from Bursaphelenchus xylophilus (pine wood nematode), 1522 nucleotides. The record is from the annotation of a GenBank genome assembly. Lineage: Eukaryota; Metazoa; Nematoda; Chromadorea; Rhabditida; Aphelenchoididae.
AUGGAGGACAUUGGCUGGGUCCUGAUCCAGCUCUCCAUUACAACCAUUUUCAUGCAAUGGGCGAUGUCGGCAUGUUGCAAACGGAAUGCACAGUGUGUUCUUUGUAUCCUCCUUGCUUAACUUUACGUGGAUUUGACCGUAUUUUUUAGAUUCAAGGUCAUGGACUAUCGAAGAUCUUCGACGACAACGCAGAGCCAGGUGGGCAUGGGGAUUUUGGGUUAAUAUACGAUUUAAUAGAAAGAUGAACAUUUAAUUUUAUUCUGUGAAGAUUGAAUAUCGCCAUGAGAAGUCUUGAAAGGGGCUUCUAGGGAAAAUUUGCCAUUUGGGGGUCAGAAUUUAUAUUACGCUUGACAUCAAACAAACAGGUCUUGAUGAUAAUUUUUUCAUGGAACAGACUGCUUUUUGAACUGAAUAUCGCAGUUGGGGCCUUAAACCGUUGUAAAAACUCAAUAUCACCUUGUUCUUCCAUUUUUAAAGGCCAAAAAUUAUAUUACACUAGGUUCAAUUUACACGGGAAUUACCCCAAGUGCCGACGCUCAGAUUUUCUUUAAAUUUUGCACACACGUCGGGCACCCACCAAGUAUCAAUUCCUGAAAGUUUUAGCUCGCGAUUUGCAAGCGUCACCGUGAUAUUGAACCAUUUUUACCGCGGAGAGAGUAGGCCCAACCCGGAGACCGGUCAGAGAGAAAAACAUUUUUUGGCCAUAACUUUGGCAGUUUCGCGCGGAAAAAAUUGAUUUUUUGUGGAAACAUUACACUUUACGGUAGAAAUAGGUAUGCAACUUUUCGUUCCGAAACUCGGCAAAAAGUCCUAAAUUUUCGCCCACUAUCGAUCUAAAAUUCUUGGCUGUUUCUGCAAAGCGCGAGCUAGGCUUCUCGCGUAUAUUUUAGAAAAAAUUAUUCUAAAUUUGUGCCAAAUUUCAUCAAAAUCUAAGCGUCGCACUUGGGGUACUUCCCUUGUUAGUCCAAUACAAAGUUUGAGCUGUUUCGCAGUCAUGAAUAGCCUAUAUUUGAACUCUCUAGUUACGAAUAGGCUAACUGACGCCUUAGAAGGUUAAAAACAAAAUAUUUUUUUUUUAUCAUUUUCAAUCUAAAUUUUAUAUUAUAUCUUCUUCUAAUACCCCGCCAAAAUUUUUUUCUGCCAAUAUUCUUAUAUCAGCACAAUCAAAAUUCCGUUCCAGACCCGAAGUACCGACAAGUCCAAGAGCACAGAGGUCACCAAACCGCCUCCGGUAAAACAAAUCUUUGUGCCUCCCCACAGCUCGGACCUCUUGUCUUCGCCGACCCCAACAGAUGACCUCCCGAAGCCCAAAGAAGCCCCUCCACCGGCAAUGCCAAAGUCAAGCAACUCGGCGGAGGUCGUGCCCAAGAAAGACGACUCUUUUUCGAAGCGAAAGCCGGUUGUGGUGGAAGCGAAGCGCACCGGCUUCAUCCAGGAGCGGGGAUUCGUGGGCCGCGAAAGGGAUGACUAUAAGACGAUGCGGACCGGGCUACCGUCCAGCGACUUUGAGGACUCUGUUUAG